Molecule: messenger RNA, 1856 nt
Organism: Rubroshorea leprosula
Lineage: Eukaryota; Viridiplantae; Streptophyta; Magnoliopsida; Malvales; Dipterocarpaceae
Source: the annotation of a GenBank genome assembly
AUAAAUUGGACUUCUCAUUUUUAUUUUAGGAAAAUACUUUUGCAUUGGUAUUUUGACUCAUUAUCAUAACAAAUUUGGAAAUGAUAAGGAAGAGGUAUUCUACUGUUAGUUUUCUUAGAGAAUAUGUUUACAGUAAGGGUUUGCGCUUACACUUGAGAUGAAUUCAAUGCCACUGACUUCUGCCUCUUCUUGCCCUGCUUGUUAUUGAGGUUGAUGGUUCAUUUGUUAAAAGGUGAUACUAGUUUGACCGUCAAAGGCUUGAUCUUCCCUUUUCAGAUCAUGGUGACAUAAUAGAGAUCAAAUAGCUUACUUGACUUGAGAGAGAAGGCAUAAAUCAGCAACCAUAUCCUUUUCUGGUACAUAAAUCGGCAGUCAUAUCUACAGCCAAUAAUUUGAAUAAUACCAUAUGUAUAAGCUUUUUUCACUUCUUGAUUUGUCAUUUUACUUUCUUUCUUUCUUUCUUUCUUCCUCUUCCCCUUUUUUUUUUUUUUGGUGGUUUUGCUGGGCACAGGAAGUUGGUUUCAGAGAAGAAUAGAGACUUGUUAUAGGCACUGAUUACUUCUUUGGCUCUUUGGGCCUUGCUGAUCUAUAUAACUUCUAAAACAAAUUAUCUUAAAUUUUCCAGAAAGUAUAAAGAAAGGAUAGUUUUCUGAGAAAAAACCAUAAUGGCAUUUGUUACCUUUAUAUCCAUAUCAAAUAAUUGUGCAUGUCAUGACUGUCCAAUUUGGCAGUUGCCUAGGAAGGGGUAGUUAAUUUUGAAACUAAAUUUGAUGAAAAAUAGAGAUAAGGAAUGAAAAGCUGGUGGUUCUAGGGUUUCUGGUGAGCUGUUACCAUGGAAUGACAGUGAGGGUGGGACAUUGCUGGUACAACUCAUUGAAAGGCGUGGAAACUGUGGACCACGUUGUAGUCUGCACAGGAUGGAUAAGUAUCAGUGAACCAGCCUGAAUGAAUGGUUUUCUAAAUCAUGUAAAAGAGUUAUGAAGGUGCCAAAUACACACAAAUCCUAGCCUGCCGGCCUUCUCCUUUUGAGGAAUCUUUGUGCAUGCUAACCUCUUAUUAUUGCUUGGAAACUGUCUCUGGAUUUUCUAGAUGCCUUAAUCUUUAGGUCUUUCAUGUGUUGGUUUUCCUCGUGCACCUUAUAUAUUGGUUAUGCCCGCAUUUCUGCCUUUCUUUUUGCUUUCUGUUCUAAGUUCAUUGCUUAUUAGAAAGAAGGAAAAAUGAAAAUAAAAAAAUGAUUAAGCAAACGAAGGAAAGAAGAAAGUGAUUGAAUUUAAUUCAAGCUCUUAAAGAUGGCAAAACCUACUAAAUCAAGGCCUUGCUUUUAAUCAGUUUAACCAAUUUCUUACUAGCUCUUCUUAAACUUGGACUAAUUUUACCAUAUAUAGGGGCUGUUAAUACAUGUAAUCUUUUACUGUCAUGUUGUAAUGAUUGGGAAAACAGCGCAUUGGAAUUAUGGUCAGUUAAGGCAUGUUUUUCUUAAGUGAACAUUGCUCUGUUUUGACAACCCAUGCAGCCUUGUGCAAUUCAAAGUUGCAGUUUAUCCUAAUUAGCCAUUUCGAUUCUGGUUGUAUCCUGGUUUGAAAACCUCAAUGAAUAGUAUCAUUUGUAUGCAGUAACGUCUUUGUGACAACUGAAGUUAUCUAUUAAUCAAGUACAAUCUAAGGCAAUAUAAACCAUGGUAAUUAGGACUUUCUUUACCACUAAUAAAAAUAUUAGGACUUUAUUUACCAUAUGAAAUCAAAGUAUGUCAUGAUUCUAUGAAGUGAACUGACAAUUUUAUAUUUCAGGGGUUCCUUAGCAUUCUGGUGCCUCUAAUUCUUAUUUAUCAGAAUGCUUACGAUUCCCUAGUGAAGUUA